GGAAUAUCGGCGCUCGGUUUUGUGCCCUGAUCACUUCCUGUAUGAUGAGGAGUCCGCGCAUGCUCAGGAAGGACCAGGCUUUCUUGAGGAGCACUAUCUGCUGUUACACCGGCUGGUUGGCAAGAAGACGAUGUCCCAGGCAAUAUUCCAUGCUCCAAGGCGAAAGAGAAAAGUCUAUGAAUCCUAUGAGUCUCCUUUCCCCAUCCCUUUAUCUCAUGAUAGUUAUGCAAAGGAUUUCAGGAUCUGCCAGGCUGAUAUUAUUAAUAAUUUCAUCGUUGUGAAAAACCUGGAGGAUAUACUGCUGCUAUAUGGAAAGGGAUAUUUUGGGAAGGGGAUUUUGUCGAGAAGUAGACCUGAAUAUAACAUUGAGCAGGGUGAUCUGAGGGUCCGGUGGAAAGGACAUAAUCCUUCUAAAAUGAAACUACCAAUUAUUUCAUCCAAAAAAUACCAGCGCCACGUGGAGUGGGCUAGAAGUCUCUUGGAAGGGCAAGGAAUGGACAGGAGUUCUGCUGACAGGAUUCUUAGAGAUUAUUGCUCUCCGAUUGAUUUGCCAGAAGAUGAAGAUGAAACACUGGAUUCUGUGGACCUCAAAGCUCAGAAAGAAAUUAAUACUGCAGAUGAAAGAAAUAAGGUUUUGGAAGGUAACCCCCUUUUUGAUCCUUUAUCAAAGUAUAGCUCACAGGAGCUGGAAGCUCAGGAACCGUAUAUUGUACCAGAUAGAGAAGUUCUGGAGAAGAUGCAUUGUCAUAGACAUGAUGACUUGAUCGUACAUUGUGGCUGUAGGCCAGAAAAACAGACUGUUCAAGAUAAUGCUCCUGAGAAAAGUGUAAUCGAUGGGAAAGAGCAUGAAUAUGUCUUGGUGGAAGAGGAGCAAGACACUGCUGGUCUAAAGGAUGAAGAUGUGCAGGAGUACAAAAAUGUGACACACAAGCUUGUUUGCCGUAGAAAUCCAUUCCAAAUGUUUGAAUAUUUACAGCUCAGCCGCGAAGAGGCUUUCUUUUUGGUGUAUGCCUUGGGCUGUCUGUCAGUCUCUUAUAAAAAGGAACCUUUAACCAUACAGAAACUCUGGGAAAUUUUCUGUGCAGCACAGCAGAACUUUCAGACAGGUUAUAUGGCAUACCACCACUUCCGAAGCAAAGGCUGGGUGCCCAAAGUGGGACUGAAAUAUGGGACGGACCUAUUGCUAUAUCGAAAAGGCCCACCCUUCUACCACGCAAGUUAUUCUGUGAUUGUAGAACUUGUUGAUGCCAAUUAUGAAGGUUCCCCACUGCGACCAUUGACCUGGAAGUCUUUAUCUGGUCUUAACAGGACAACAAUGAAUGUGUCUAAGGAGUUGCUGAUCUGUUAUUUAAUCCAGCCUCAGGAUUUUACUGAAAAGGAAAUGAAGUCUCCAGAAUGCAUAAAAAUGUUUAAAGUGCAGGAAGUGAUUGUCAAUCGAUGGAUUUCAUCGCAGGAGCGAGCGGAGCAUGAAGAGUUGUAGAAUCAUGUAAAAAAA
Rana temporaria (common frog) is the source of this 1495-nucleotide messenger RNA. RefSeq names its product tRNA splicing endonuclease subunit 2 (gene TSEN2). Gene Ontology annotation, biological process: tRNA-type intron splice site recognition and cleavage; tRNA splicing, via endonucleolytic cleavage and ligation. NCBI's taxonomy places the organism in Eukaryota, Metazoa, Chordata, Amphibia, Anura, Ranidae. The record is from RefSeq and is a predicted model, not a curated record. The transcript is spliced from 12 exons. Gene Ontology annotation, molecular function: tRNA-intron lyase activity; nucleic acid binding. Gene Ontology annotation, cellular component: tRNA-intron endonuclease complex. The coding region runs from base 131 to 1480 and encodes 449 amino acids.